UAACUACAACGUUGUAAAAGUACCAUUUUCUAGGUCAUGGUACGUCAUACGUAAAUGCUACUAAUAUAUUUAGGGGUGUUAAUGUAGAUUCACAAAUAAGCUUACUGAUAUCUGUUGUUCACGUAUAAUGAUGUGGGUGUAGUAACUAAACAAAUGGUUCUUCGAGACGGAUAAUUUCUUUAGUUCUCACGAAUUCUUCAAUAGGAUAUUGCAUUUCAAGUAGAAGCUUUUUUAUACUACGUUGUUGGCAAACAAGCAUACAGCCUAAACAGUUACCGUAACCUAUGGAUUACAAAUACAAAGAAGUCUUAAAAUUUUUGGACGGCGUGCAUUCUUAAACCCGCCUGUAUAAGUAAAUAGUGGUUUGUUAAUUAUUUAGCACUGCACCUCAUGCAACAUGGACACACUCAUAUUUAUUUCCAGGUCUAAGAAAUAUCGUUGAUUGUUUUUAGCACCUUGAUUAAUAAUUAUGAAAAACCUAUGCAGAUACCCGUAAUUACGAAUAUUAUGCGUUAUCGCAAUGGCUCUGAAAGGUAUCAAAGUUGUAGAAAUGAUGGGUUUGGCUCCAGGCCCUUUUUGUGGAUCAAUUUUAGUUGACUUCGGAGCCAGCGUUACCGUCGUUGACAAGAUACAACCUUCGCCCUUUGAUGUUAUGUCCAAUGGAAAAAAAAUGAUAUCUGUAGAUUUAAAGAGCAAAGAAGGUGUAAGUGUAAUAAAGAAAUUAUGUGCAUCCUCUGAUGUAUUUCUAGAUACAUUUAGACCAGGUGUAUUAGAAAAACUCGGGCUAGGACCUACUUCACUUUUAGAGGAAAAUUCUAGAUUAAUCUAUGCUAGAUUAACUGGUUUUGGUCAAAAUGGAAACUUUAAGUAUAAAGGUGGUCAUGAUAUAAAUUAUGUAGCCAUGUCCGGUGUACUAUCGCUAUUGAGAACCAAAGCAGAGCCUCCAAGACCACCAAUUAAUUUAUUAGCCGACUUUGCAGGCGGCAGUGUUUUGUGUGCAUUUGGAAUUGUUUUAGCUUUAUUAGAACGCACAAAAUCUGGAAAAGGUCAAAUAGUAGAUGCCAAUAUGACUGAAGGUCUAGCUUAUAUUGCCUCUUGGUUGUUUAGAUCGAGAAAUUUGCCUGUAUGGUCAGGAGAUCCUGGGACAAAUGUUUUAGAUGGUGGUGCCCCAUUUUACAGGGCCUAUAAAACUAAGGAUAAUAAAUAUAUGGCUGUGGGAGCCUUGGAACCAAAAUUUUAUACUAAUUUUUUAAUAGGAUUAGGUCUUCAUGAAGAUCAAUAUAAUCAAGUUGGUGAUGUUGAAGAAAAUACUAAAAAAUUUGAAGAAGUCUUUCUUCAAAAAACUCAAGAUGAAUGGUGCCAAAUAUUCGAUAAUCUAGAUGCAUGUGUGACUCCAGUAUUGGAUUUUGAUACCAUCGACAAUGAAAAAUAUUACAUGUCUAAUGAUUCAUUCAAGAGGAAUGCAAAUAAUACCAUAGUACCUAAACCAGCUCCUGGACUAUCAAAUACACCUGGAAUACCAGCUGGGUUGAAGCCCUUAUCACAACCAGGACAACAUACAAUUCAAGUCUUAAAAGAAUUGGGGUAUGAUGAAACAAAAAUAAAUGAAUUAAUUAAACAAGGCUGUGUUUAUGCUAAACAGACAUCUAAUUUAUAA
Messenger RNA from Achroia grisella, 1657 nucleotides. It is a transcript of the gene Amacr, whose product is annotated as alpha-methylacyl-CoA racemase. Gene Ontology annotation, molecular function: alpha-methylacyl-CoA racemase activity. The transcript has 3 exons. The coding region runs from base 521 to 1657 and encodes 378 amino acids. NCBI's taxonomy places the organism in Eukaryota, Metazoa, Arthropoda, Insecta, Lepidoptera, Pyralidae. Gene Ontology annotation, cellular component: mitochondrion. The record is from RefSeq and is a predicted model, not a curated record. Gene Ontology annotation, biological process: bile acid metabolic process.